This is a messenger RNA of Mugil cephalus (flathead mullet), 2356 nucleotides long. It is a transcript of the gene prpf18, whose product is annotated as PRP18 pre-mRNA processing factor 18 homolog (yeast). Gene Ontology annotation, biological process: generation of catalytic spliceosome for second transesterification step; RNA splicing. The coding region runs from base 694 to 1521 and encodes 275 amino acids. The record is from RefSeq and is a predicted model, not a curated record. Gene Ontology annotation, cellular component: U4/U6 x U5 tri-snRNP complex; U2-type post-spliceosomal complex; U5 snRNP. NCBI's taxonomy places the organism in Eukaryota, Metazoa, Chordata, Actinopteri, Mugiliformes, Mugilidae. The transcript has 9 exons.
GAAGGUAGCGAACAGGAUGCAUGAUAAAAGGAUAAAACACACUGUGUCCCAAAAGCUUCCGCAUCCUUUCUGAAAGUUCACUGAAGCUUGUGAAGAUGAAAGCAGGAAUGACAUGGUGGAGACGACUUUAUUUUCCAGCACGGUUGUUAGAAAUAACCCCAUGACGACUGGAUUUUUUUUAUAUAUAUAUAUAUAUACACACACACAAGAUGCUUGGAUGAAUCAAUUUCAUCAGUGAACAUUUACGAAUUGGCUGUCCAUCUUUCAAAAAUAAUAAUUUUUACCCAUUCUCGUCUGCGUACAGUGCUUGAGAAAUGUAGUCAUUUCAAGGCUUUUCUAAAAAAAAAAAUGUAAUUCUGUUUAAUUUCACUGAAUAAUUCCAUAUAAGUGUGAAAUGUGAACAAAAAAGUAUUUCAAAGCUUGAAUUUAUUCAAAUUCAGAUGUAGUCUCUGAAUAUUUAUAAGAUUUAUGGUUUUAACGGUUUAUUUCUAUGUGCCAAAACCUGUGUCACACCAAGUUAUAAAUGCCAGAACAUUUGUAUAACUACUUGUCAGAGAGCAUGGGAACAAGGAAAGGAAGCCACAAAGCCGAAGUGGGACACAGCCGCAGUGUGGAUUUCAGCAUGGGACACUGAGCCAAAUUGAUAAGAAUGAGGAAGACGAACCAUCCACCGCAGCUAACCCAGUGUUAGAAAUGGAGUUAACCGAAGAGAAGCUGCCAAUGACUCUGUCACGACAGGAGGUUAUUCGACGGCUUCGAGAACGAGGGGAACCAAUCCGAUUGUUUGGAGAGUCUGAUUAUGAUGCCUUCCAGAGACUCAGGAAAAUUGAGAUUCUGACACCAGAAGUAAACAAGGGUCUGAGGAACGACCUGAAAGCAGCCAUGGACAAAAUCGACCAGCAGUACCUGAAUGAGAUAGUUGGAGGAACAGAGCCGGGGGAAGUGGACACACAGCAUGACCUGAAAGUGCACGAAGAAAACACCACCAUAGAAGAACUUGAGGCUCUUGGAGAAAAGUUGGGUACAGGGGACGACGAUGGAGACCAGGACAUUAUCCACAAAUUUUUGAGGUUUCUCCUUGGCGUUUGGGCCAAGGAUCUGAACAGCAGAGAGGACCACGUGAAGCGCAGUGUUCAGGGAAAGCUGGCCAGUGCAACGCAUUCACAGACCGAGUCUUACCUCAAGCCUCUCUUUAGGAAGCUCAGGAAGAAGAGUUUACCGGCUGACAUCAAAGAGUCGAUCACAGACAUCAUUAAGUUCAUGUUGGAGAGGGAAUAUGUCAAGGCGAAUGAUGCUUAUCUACAGAUGGCCAUUGGUAACGCUCCCUGGCCUAUUGGUGUGACUAUGGUCGGUAUCCACGCCCGUACCGGACGAGAGAAAAUCUUCUCCAAACACGUGGCCCACGUCCUCAAUGACGAGACCCAGAGAAAAUACAUUCAGGGACUGAAGAGACUAAUGACCAUCUGCCAGAAACACUUCACAACUGUCCCAUCAAAGUGUGUGGAGUACAAUGCUCUUUAAUCUUGUAAAAUUUGAUUUUACCUGCAGCUCAAUUAUGUUUUCUGUAAUUGUGGUUGUGGCAGAACAUUUUCUGGAUCUUCUAAACUAAGGGCCUUAGAUUCCAUGUGAUUUCUUAAGGGAUUAGUUCAAGAAAAUGCAUAAUUGAACCGGGUAGGGUGAGUAAGCCCUGUGUGAAUAGCCGAAGUGAUGCCAACUCAUAAGUUUCAUACAAGUGUCUCAGAUUUAACUGGGGAGCGCUCGGUAACUAUCAAGUCUCACCAGGGUUCUGCUGGGAAAAGCUGUCAUGCUAUUAAUAGUCACCAGUCUUCAGGUGAUCUGAGCGUCUAUGGAUGCUCCAAGCUGCAGGACAUAUUAAAGAUUGAGGAGUUUUGCUUUCUAUAAAAAGAUAUUCCUUUAAUAUUGGCUUACAUAACUUUUUCAGAGAGCUUUUUAAUGGUGUAGCAAGGAGAAUGCAAUUUGGCAAGGAAAGAGGGAGACGUGUAAGUUUUAUUACACAGGAGAUGUCACAUAUUAUUGACAUACUAAAACCCAUGCAGACUGAUUUUGAACUGCAUGUUUUCAGUAGAUAAUGAACCCAAUCAAUCAGUCAGCGCACCAGCUGGACUAGGAAAUGGUUUGUAGUUUUGUUUUACCAGCUGUCAGGAUUCUUUGUUGUUUUUUUUAUUGUGAAACAUAAACGUCCUGUUUCAAGACCAGUUUUGAUCUGUAGUUUGGAUUUAUUUCCUGCUUAACAGCUGGACUGCUAAAUGCGUUUAUUUUUGGUCACUUUUAGUUUGUUGCUUCAAUGUUGUGUGUGCAUAUAACAAGCUUCUCUAAUAAAGGAAACAGCACCAUA